AUGUUGAGGGCUUUACCUGCUUUUGUUCGAAAAAUGUCAAGCUCUGGUAGCGGACUGGCGGGUAGACUAAUAUGGAUUGACUGUGAAAUGACUGGACUCGAUUAUGAAAAACAAACGUUAGUUGAAAUAGCAACUAUUGUCACUGACAAGGAUCUAAAUAUUGUUGCUGAAGGCCCAGAUAUAGUGAUAUAUCAACCAGAAAAUGUACUGGCCAAAAUGGAAGAAUGGUCAAAACAGAUGUUCACUAAGAACGGCCUUUUGAAGAAGAUCCAAGAAAGCACUGUGACUCUUCCAGAGGCGGAAGAAAAGGUUUUGCGGUUUUUGGAGAAGGAGACUGAAAAAGGAGAAUGUCCAUUAGCAGGAAACAGUGUGAGCGCCGACAGAUGCUUCAUAAAGAAAUAUAUGCCUCGUCUGGCUGAGCAUCUUCAUUACCGUACUGUUGAUGUUUCUACUGUAAAGGAGCUCGCAAGAAGAUGGUAUCCGGACGAGUUUUCCAUGGCGCCACAAAAGAAGUGUACCCAUCGAGCUUUAGAUGAUAUUCGUGAAAGCAUACAGGAACUUCAGUAUUAUCGAUCUAAUAAAGGUGGUGCAGGUUGUACAAAUCCCUAUCAUUGCACUGUGGCCAUUAUGACAACAGAAUACAACGAAUUUAUCAAAGCGCAGGAUCUCUGCUUUGUUCAGUGA
Molecule: messenger RNA, 684 nt
Organism: Strongylus vulgaris
Lineage: Eukaryota; Metazoa; Nematoda; Chromadorea; Rhabditida; Strongylidae
Source: the annotation of a GenBank genome assembly